Messenger RNA from Diachasmimorpha longicaudata, 465 nucleotides. RefSeq names its product cytochrome c oxidase subunit 6B1-like (gene COX6B). The transcript has 3 exons. The record is from RefSeq and is a predicted model, not a curated record. NCBI's taxonomy places the organism in Eukaryota, Metazoa, Arthropoda, Insecta, Hymenoptera, Braconidae. The coding region runs from base 54 to 311 and encodes 85 amino acids. Gene Ontology annotation, cellular component: mitochondrion; respiratory chain complex IV.
UUGUUUUCGACGGAAGACGAAAUUAAGAGGAAGAGCUCGAAGAUACUGGCAAGAUGAAUAAAGAAGAUCUCACUUUGGAGACUUUACAGAAGUACAGGACGGUGCCUUAUGAUCCAAGGUUUCCAAAUACUAAUCAAACAAGGAACUGCUAUCAGAAUUAUGUAGAUUUCCAUCGCUGCUCCAAGGUUCGUGGUGAAGACUACGAAGCCUGUCGCUACUUCAAGAGAGUCUACCAGAUCCUCUGUCCAAACGCUUGGAUUGAGAAAUGGGACGAGCAGAUUGCUGAGGACAGAUUCCCAGGAAACAUUUAAAAGCACAUACACCCUUUUGGGCAGUUUGUUGUUUAUUUACUAUCUAUUAGUCAUUUCAACUUAUGAGCUGGUAAUUCAGGAAUGCUUUGAGCAAACGAACUUCUGCCGAAGAUGAUGUAAACUUAUAAAUAAAUAUUGAGAACCACAAAAUUCA